This is a messenger RNA of Pecten maximus, 2931 nucleotides long. RefSeq lists its product as uncharacterized. The transcript is spliced from 3 exons. Bases 63 to 2576 code for a protein of 837 amino acids. The record is from RefSeq and is a predicted model, not a curated record. NCBI's taxonomy places the organism in Eukaryota, Metazoa, Mollusca, Bivalvia, Pectinida, Pectinidae.
GUCAUCAUUACCGUAAGGACGGCCACACUCCUAGUCGUGUUUUAAAUUCUAAACUUGUUGAAAUGGAGAAAAUCAAUGAAAAUAGGGAUAAUGACUCGGACGAUGAGUCAUUGACUAUAGACAGCGACGACGACAUGGUGGACGAUUCGACUGAGGAAAGUGUGACGACAGAAACCCAUCGCUUAUGGUCUGCGGUUUCUGCACGAAAAGAGCAUGCCCUUUCCAGUAUUACUGGUAUCAGUAACUGUUCCGAUUAUGGAGGACCAGAUACAGAAGACGAUCUUGGAAUCAACAUGGAAAACCGAAAUACGCAACGGAAGACCGACACAGACAUUCGGAUCCUGAUAGCCUAUCUCCGGUCUCUCAACGAUUCCCGACCACCGGAGACUAUCUCUCCUAUAGAACUAGACAGGUAUUUAUCUAACUUCUUCACAAUUGUAAAGAAACAUGACGGGAAUGAGUACGAACCAGCCAGUUUGAGGGGCAUGCUUUGUAGUGUGGAACGCUACCUGAAGAUGAAGUGUUACCAAGCCUCUGUCACCCGAGAUAUUGUUUUUGUGAAUACACGACACGCUCUCAAAUACAAACAGCAGAGGUUACGGGAGCUUGGUAAGGGUAGCAAAAAAACCAAUGAACCCUUUGGUAAGGUGACCUUAGAUAAGGUCAACCAAUUGUUCAUCGCGCACGAGAUGGGUCCAUACACACCAAUGUCCAUUAUAAACAGCAUGUGUUUCAUGUUCAUCGUCCACUUCCGGUUGAGGAAGGCGAUAGACCACAAGAACUUAGUGUGGGGAGACAUAAAACUUCGGGCGGACCAGAGCGGGAAAGAGUACAUCCUAUACGAUCCUAUCCUUAGCCGUGGACAGCUCGAUGGCACCUCCUCAACCUCAAACACACAGGCAACCACCACAAGUACCACAAACGCUAUCAACACAACCAAAGCUGAGCAAUGCCGUUCGUCAUAUAUGAAGCUCUGCAUAUGGGCUCAACCAGAAGUACCCGAGCGAGACCCUGUCGGAAUAUAUAAACUUUACAGCCAAAAACGCCCUCCAAACAUGCAACACGACAACUCGCCAUUUUAUCUUGGUAUUACCACCCUCCAUCCGUCCCCAGUACAAGCAUGGUACCGGACAUGCGCCAUGGGAGUUAAUAAACUUAGUGAUCUUGUCCGAAUGAUCCGUGAUAUAACGGGCCUCCCCAGGGCCGCACUAAAUCCCCCGGCGGAGUCCCUGCUGUCGGAGAGCUACACGACCCACCUUCCCUCCUCGUCCAGAUCUCCUAAAUCCUACAACAUAGUCAACCAUACGUCACCAGAAGUUGACAGAAACAUCAACAUGCGCAUGUCUUUCCUCCAUUCCGAUAGAGAAUCUCCGAAAAUUGAAAACGAGAAAAACAAAUCGGUAUUUAGUACACAAGUAGACAGAAUCAAAGAGGAGCCAAGGGAAACGGUAUCCAGAGAAGCUGCUAUCCUACCCGACAAUUGGUCCAGGGAGGAGGGGCUGAAGGUACAACUUCCGGCCACACCGUCCACAGCGCUCUCCUGGAGUAACUACACACAUAGUGAGACUCGGUCUCCAGAGGAUACUCCCCAGCCCACCGUCAACAUCAGUACACACGAUACUCCUUCUCCGCUGAAUAUCUCUGUGAUGGCAGAUAUUCAAGGUGCACAGGCCAAGUUCCGGGAAAUGUUACAAACACUGGAUCCCGAAAGUUUGGAAGGAUUUGGGGCGUGGCUGAAGCGGAUCCGGAUAUUCCGGGACCAUCGCACAGGUGAAAUCCAAUGUGAAGAAUCUGAAGAUGACGUUAUUUCCAAUAAGCUCAUCAAUGAUGACGUCAAACGAACAGAUGUCACUCCGGCCAGCAUCACUCUAAACAUCACAUUGUCGCCUGGCGCCAUGUCGGGUGAUGGUCCCGUCACAGUGACCGCUUCCACGGUCCACAGGAAAGUCUCGUCGUCAGUGACGUCACCUCAGAAGAGCACCACGAUAAAGACUAAUGUGGUAGAACCGUUGGACAUUACACAUACAGACCGUCCAACAAGUCAACCCAAUUCUGCGGCAAAUCCCACAAACCAUUCAUCGACUUCACCUGUAGAAAAACCAACAUGCCCGUGUCCCUCGAAUAAACGGAAACGGUAUGCCUCUAGUGAUUCAAUACGUGGACCACCCGGCAAAUUAAACAGACUAUCUCAUAGUACUUCAACCGGCAGUAAUCCAGGGCAUGACCGCCUAGUUGAAACUGACGAAACCGGAACCGCAAUACACUGUCACCAACCCAAGACUUAUCAAACGAACAGUAACUCUGAUGGCGGUGAUGUUUUACAUCAUACAAACGGUAACGCCAGAAACGGUAACCAAGUGACAACCGACAAGGACAGUCCGAGACGGUCUCCUACGCCUUCCUCUGACGUCGUGAAUACAGAUUCCUCAACAGCGGCGAGGAGUAGGGCCCGAAGAUAUCAUGUCUGUGUUUCAACCGUGUCUGACCACAUCCGCUGUGUCAGCAACCAAUGCCCAAAUGCCGACGUCAUCAAUUCCACAGGCGCAUACGUCCCUCUCCCAGCGCCUGGGUUGUAACCCCAGUGCCAGGGACCUCAGUAUGUUUAUCCCUAUGCCUCUCCCUUACCCGGGACAAAUCCCAGCUAUCAUGACCAACCGGAUGCUGCACAACCCAGCUAUGUUGGCUUCUUUUGCCAACUCGCACAUACCGGUGUCCGCGCAUGCGGGGUACCUGCCUCACCACAGUUUGUACAACUCAAUGGGUAGGGGUGAUAGUACAGGUACCUCGACAACCACUACAGAAUCAAUAAACUGACAAUCUGUUCAUGGUUUCAAUCCAUUGUACUGUAUAUUGCUGUCAUGAGUUGUCAACUGUUCCAAUGUAUUAUAAGUUGUAAUGGUAAAUUUCUCUAAUAAAUUGUCAAUCAUUUGA